Messenger RNA from Striga asiatica, 3054 nucleotides. Lineage: Eukaryota; Viridiplantae; Streptophyta; Magnoliopsida; Lamiales; Orobanchaceae. The record is from the annotation of a GenBank genome assembly.
GCAGAUUUUGUUAAAUACACACGCAAGUUUAACCCUAGCUCUUUCUCUCUCUUGAAACACGCUCACGCCGCAACAGCUCUCUUCUCACCGCCGCUUCUUCGUCGUUUUCUCUCCGCCGACGACCGCUGACCUGCCCUCCGCCGACGACCGGUGACAAGCUCAAACUUCGGCGACCCUUUCCUGUCGACGGCGAGCACGAUUGUCGCCGUUCCCUGUUUCGAUUUCAGCGAACAUAUCCGACGGCACUCCUGCACUUUCCGGCGACGCGAAGCCCGACUCCAUCUCCGGCGACCUCGAGCUCUGUUCACCACGAUCUCCGACCGGCGAUGACCUGCCGACCUCAACCUCCAGCGAUUUCGUGACCCUCGCUCACCUUCGAGCUCUGCAUCUCCACUCACCGACCACCACAGCGCGGCCACGCUGCCGGCAACUGCCACCGACGGCGACGCGACAGAAAGCCCUCGCCCCCAACUCCGACUUUGCCGUGUCCGCGACCACCGACGCCCUCAAGCUCUCUUCUCCCAAUCGCAGCAGCGAGCUCCUAGCUCCGUUCACGCGACCAUUUCCGACGAGUUCUGGCCUCGUCCGUCGCUGCUCCUUCUCGAGCCGCCUCUACGCCGCUGCUCCUCCGUGCACUUCCGCCGGCGAGCCCAAGCGAAAGCGGUCGAGCUGUUCACACCGCGAGCAGCCACCCUUGAGCCGCUGAUCCUCCUCGAGCCACCCAGCUUCCCGUCAACCCUUCGUUUCGUUUUUGUUCGAUUCCCGAGAACGGUUAAGCGAGGCAGGCACGACGGCGGAGUAGAAUCUUACGAGUUGUCAGAAAAAAGGGAGCCAUCACAGGGUGAAAUAAUGGGAGCUAUUGAAUUGGAACUUCGUUGUCCGAAAAUUGUUAACGGGAUAGCUGCUGAUCCCCAACCAGAUUGGAGUAUCGACAACUUACUCUCAGAGCUUGAUUCUAUAUACCAGAAGCAAGAUGUGGCUCCAGAUUUUGCUGGACCUCUUAACAGAACACGACCUACAGCUUCUAGAGACAAUUCUCAUCAUGCCCGAGGCUUUCUUAUGCACGUGUCCGAUGAAAGUGGGUCAAGCGACACUGAUGAAGAUUGUGAACAGGUGCCUCGUAGUUCUUCCAUGGUUUCUGGGAGAAGAUUUGUUUGUGAUGAGCUCUACAUGAGUGACGAUUCUGAUAGUGGGUGUCCUCUGAUGGAUACAGUGGGCUUAGUUGAUGGUGCUCUCCAUGAGCUAAUCGAUGAAUUUCAGCUAAUUACAACAGAGGAAGUGAGAUCCAAAAUAUCGUCUUUGGAGACUCAGCUGCUCUGUGAAAAUGAAGAUUUUGCCUCAUCGACAACUAAAAUAGACAAACAGAGAGAAUUACAGCAGGAAAGGGAGAGGAAAUUCGAUUUGCAAUAUCAACGCACAAUUGCAGAAGCACUUGAUAAUCACCUUACCGCUGUGCAGAGGGAUCAUGAGCACAUAUCUCAACUAGAAGAAAAAAGAAUAAGAGAUGAUGCUGCUCGUGUGGAGGCUAAAAGAAAAGAAAAGGCUAUUCAGGAAGAAAAAAUGCGACAAGAAAGGAUUAAAGCAGAAGAAGAGGAAAGACUAAAAGUUGAAAGGGCCGAGAGAGCUAAAGCAGCAGCAAUAGAAGCUGAGAAGAAAGCUGCAGAAGAAGCUGCAUCCAAACGUGCUGCUGAAACCUUAAGACGUAAUGCUGAAAAUGUAGUGCAAGAUUCUAAGGGAACUCUUGGGCUAUCCAAUUCUGCAUUUGAUGUUAAGAAAGGAGUGCAAUCAUCAGGAAGAAAUGUUAUAAGAGCUUCAGAAAAUGCUCUUAAGUUGGAAAAACAAAGAAGUCAGAUUUAUGGAGAGUUGUUGGCAGAAAACAAGGCUUUUAAGGAGAGUGCAACCCAGGAUUAUCAGAGACAUGGACAGAUUAUUGGAAGACAGAUUAAAACAGUAUCAGCUACAGUAGAAAAUGUGAGAACAAGAGCAGAAGAAUUAUUGAAGCUAAUUAAUAGUCCGCGCUUGCCUCAACCCAUCAGUAUUCAGUUAUUUGCUGAAAAGAUUGUUUCCAACUGUGCAAAUCAGAGGAGCUCCAAUGUCAUAUUUGCUAUUAGCCGCGUAAUUGUUAUUGUGACGACUAAGAUUCAUCUGGCCAUGGACAUUCUCAUUGCCGAAUUGAAUAGAGUUUGUAUCUAUACAGUCCCGAAGCACAUAAAUUACUCACAGGAAUCAUUCAAAACCAAAGAUGCUUACUUCGAAACUAUUGGUUACAAGGAAGAAAAUGGAGAGAUGGAAAGCAUUGAUAAAUUCGUGGAGAGAUUGGAGUGUUACAUGAGGCUCUAUGGAGCUCUAGUGCAGACUGAAGUUGGAGGCUUUGAGAACCUGCAUGGACUCAAAGAAGGUUGGGCGUGGCUUGCAAGAGUUUUGAAUUCUCUUCCUGCAAAUCUUUACACUGCUGUGGCACUGCAUUCGUUUCUGGAAAUGGCUGGAUUCGCCCUGUAUAGGAGGUACAGAAAUCAGUUUGAGAAGUUAAUGUGCAUUGUUGCUCGUGACUUUCUCAAUGCACUGAAAGAAGGUGGAUCCGAGUCAUGGAGCGCCAAAGUGAGCAAGGUCAGAAUGUCUAUUCGAAACUACAUAGAGUCGAAGCAGUUCAAGAAAGAACCUGAAGGUUUACAACUGAGAGGCCAUUUGGAGUCGAACGAUUUUUAUUGAUGGUCAGUUAUUAAAGCACAAUUCAACUUGGGAACUCACCUUUGUUGCCAAGGGAUGUUAGAGUUUGUUGGUAUUUGGUAAGAUCAACUUGUUGUAACAUGCUCAUACCAUCAUUCAUUUGUAUAAUUAUUUUAGACUAUUUUUUUUUUUUAGUUGCUGGUGUUAUUUUUGAAUGGCUCACCAUGUUAAAACCUAGCAAUCUCGCAUUCAUAGUUUUGGGGAAGAACAAAUAUUUGUUCCACCAUUUUCUUAGCUCGGCCAAACCAGUCAUUUUCAUACAUAAGAAUAUACUAUGAUAUUUGAGCUUAGAUUUAUUCAUAUGAAUUUAUUACAAUAUUUUCAUAC